Eimeria acervulina is the source of this 687-nucleotide messenger RNA. Its product is annotated as cardiolipin synthase, putative. The record is from RefSeq and is a predicted model, not a curated record. The coding region runs from base 1 to 687 and encodes 228 amino acids. Lineage: Eukaryota; Apicomplexa; Conoidasida; Eucoccidiorida; Eimeriidae. The transcript has 7 exons.
AUGACAACCGCAAACUUCCUCAACGUCUACACUGACGGGCCUUUGAAUGGGGGUACGGGGAGGUUUCAAGAUCUUCAUGUGCAGCUGCGGGGGCCUGCAGCAGCAGAAUUAGGGUUUGCGUUUCUUCACUCGCUGCAAGCAGCAAAAGCAGACAGCUUAGCAGACAAAGCCCUCAAAGAACUUCAGCAAGUCUCUUCAUUCCGUUUAUCAGCGGUGAUAUCUGCGGUGUUAGAAAGCGAUGUCCCUAAGAGGCGUCGCUGCAUUCAGGAGGUUUUGCGGCAGGCCAUUCAAACCUCUUUAUAUUCCGUCCACUUGGGAACGGCUUACUUUCUUCCGCCAGGGUUUUUAAAGCGUGCGCUGCUGCAGCAAAUAAAAAAGAGACAGAUAGAUUUGCAGCUGCUGCUCUCAGGAGACAGCGAUGUUUGGUGCGACGUCCCAGCCACUACUUACUUGGCUCACAAACUCCUACUGGCGCGUGAGCGUUCGCACCCCCUCCGGGAUUGGCUGCUGCUGCGGACGAGAGCAGCAACCUUAGAGCAGCAACAGCAGCAGCAGCAACAGCAGCAGGAGUUUGCAGGGGCUGAGGAGGGUAAAUCAGCAACAGCAGCAGAAGCAGCAACAGGAGCAGGAGCAGGAGCAGCAGCAGCAGCAGAAGGGCCUAUAUCAGUUUUCAAUCCUCCAUGCUGA